Messenger RNA from Rhagoletis pomonella (apple maggot), 2693 nucleotides. Its product is annotated as modular serine protease-like. The transcript is spliced from 9 exons. Lineage: Eukaryota; Metazoa; Arthropoda; Insecta; Diptera; Tephritidae. Gene Ontology annotation, molecular function: protein binding; serine-type endopeptidase activity. Gene Ontology annotation, cellular component: plasma membrane. The record is from RefSeq and is a predicted model, not a curated record. Gene Ontology annotation, biological process: proteolysis. Bases 291 to 2693 code for a protein of 800 amino acids.
UUUUCGCAAGAUUCAAAAUGAAGCUGAGCACGCUUUGCUUGUUUCAGUAGCUUUCGCAAACUCAACUUUGAUAGAACUAGUGCCAAGCGUUUUGCGGCUUCAAAAGCCAGCGCGUAAGAAAAUUAAUUAAACAAUUAAUAAAGAAAAUAAAAUUGCGUACGAGUAUACAUAUUUGUACAAACAUACUUUAUAUGUAUGCGUAUGAACGUAGUACGUAUAUUUUCAUAAAGAAAUAGUGUUUGUUUUUUUGUUGUUUGGCUGUAUUCGCUUUGCUAAUCAUACGCCGCCCGAUGACUUCAACAUCCAGUACACUAAUAAAUAUUUCUUUGAUAUCAUUAUUGGCGGUGUUUAGCAAUCGUUUGGCUCGAGCCCAAUGCGAUUGGACCUGUGACAAUGACGAAUGCAUCGAUAGCGAAUUUGUUUGUGAUGGCAUGCGGAAUUGUCGCGAUGGUUCGGAUGAAAGUAUAGAAAACUGUUUCGUCAAUGCGACGUGUCCUUCUUAUGCAUUUCGUUGUGCUUAUGGCGCCUGUAUACAGGGUUCUAAGCGUUGUAACAAGCAACGCGACUGUGCGGAUAACUCUGAUGAAUUACCCUUUAUGUGCGAGAUGACGAGAGAUGAAGUGGAAGAAGUUUUACGCGGUAGAUGUGGAGAUUCGGAAAUGCAAUGCGGUACCGGUGAGUGUAUAGAUAGUGAAAAAGCUUGCGAUGGCGUACGCGAUUGCACACUUGGUGAUGACGAGACAUUGGAGAAGUGUGCACCCUUCGGAUGUCCAUCGUACGCACACAAAUGCGCCUAUGGUGGAUGCAUUGCAGGCAAAGCCGCCUGUAAUGGAACCGUAGAGUGUCUGGACGGCUCUGAUGAAUCGUAUGCGCUGUGCGGUGGAAAGCGAAAAAAUUCGAGUAUCACUGGAGCGGGCAUGGUUUAUUUCCCAACAGAUAGAACUAUGGCUGCUACAACAACAAAGGCGCCAACAAAACCACCAGCCACAUACGCCGAAACCGAGUUAACUUUGCCGGUUAAUGAUAGAUGUAAAAUACCGGAAAGUCUUGCGAAUGUAAUUAUCAGAGACGAAUUGCGUGGCACAACUGUGAGAGUCGGCGCAAAGGUGCCGACAAAUACAAUUGUCAGUUUCGCUUGUCAGCCGGGUUUCUACUUAGUGGAUGGUGUUAAGCAAAUGUAUUGCCAAAACCGAGGCUGGCAGAGCAAUCUGCCGAGUUGUACUAAAUUCUGCAAUGCAACCGUGCUGCAAGAAGGCGUUUCAACAAAAGCUAUUUGCUACACUGACGACGGGCUUGUGCCAUGUAAAAAUAUUCAACCGGGCACACGUGCCGAUAUCCGAUGUGAGACGGAGUAUCGAGUCAGGGAAACAUGGCGAGAUACAACCAUGCAGUGCACCAACGAGUAUAAGUGGAACAAACCCAAAUACUCAUGUCAAAUGCGUUGCGGCUAUGUACAAUUGCCGUCGAUAGCAUUCGCCAGUCAAGGACGCAUGGUUAAUGUAACGGAAGCACCCUGGCAUGUGGGUAUCUACAGCAAAUUUAAUGAAAAGGAUUUUAAACGCACUUGCGGCGGAUCCAUAGUUUCGGCGCGCAUUGUUGUUUCAGCUGCACAUUGCUUCUGGGACGAAGCCAACUUGGAAGUAUAUCCAACGAGACUAUACAAAGUUUCUCCUGCACAACUGAUAUCCGUUUAUAUCAUCAAUGAAGGCUCUGAUGUUACUGAGAUAUAUGUGCCAUCAAAUUAUAAAGACCGCGUUGGCUAUUAUGAGGAUGAUCUGGCUAUCGUUAGACUGGUGCAGCAAUUCAAAUUUAGCGAUACAAUUAAGCCAAUAUGUUUUGAAUACAAAAGGCUGGCCGCUGCAAGCAUAGAAACUGGAGAAUUGGGUUUCAUUGUCGGUUGGGAACAUCCCUAUAGAGCGUGUGAAAUACCAGUCAUGCCACCGAAAGAAGCAAACCAAUGUAAGACCAGGAAUCAACUUCAAGAGCGUUUGGUUGCGGAAGUUAACACUCAAAGAUAUGAAGCUAAUGAAGCACAUAUGAAAGUGGUACAACAAUUGCUUGGAUGGGCCCUUUUGAAUGGUCUUGGGUCGUGUACCGAAGGUAUGGGAAUGCUGCAACCUAUGAACAACCAAUCUAGCCAAUGUGGAGAUAAUGUUCAGGGGGCGAGUUUGUCAAAAAAAGCUCGAAAGCGUUUGCGACGUCGGCAACGAGCAGAAGCUGAAAGUGCUGCAGCUGUACGCGCCGGAGCUACUACGCCAAAGGUUAAUACAACUGAGUCCGUUGCACCAAAGACGAAAGAACAACCUCCAAACGUGCCGGUACAAGCCGAUGAAUAUGCAUUUGAGUGCUUGAAAGAUUCCGUUGUGCAAAUGAAGAGCUUAGGCAGAGUAUGCUUGUCCACUUUAGAACCGAAUGCGGGCCGUUUGUAUUGUAUGAGUGUCAUUUAUACGGGACUUAUUGAUGAUCCAAUGAAAUUCCUAUUGCAUGUGCGUUUGCAGCAUCCGAAAAUACGCACUGAUUACUGGAUUAUUGCGAGCAGCAAAGUAUGUACAGGAACGCACGAAACCCAAUUCUUGUUUCUGGUGGACGAGCUGUCGGCACUGGCGCUGGAAUAUCAAUAUCGUUAUAGACUUUUUAUUUGCUUAGAGGAAGCGUUGUUCCACAACCAUGGACAGUUGCCGAAUUUGUUUUAG